AUGAUCGACUUCAUCAGAGCCUACAACGAGUCCUGGGCUGCCGGGUUUUAUGCAAAGGGCGGCUAUGAAGCAUUUUACGAAGGUGAAAGCAAGUUGUUCGGCUCCGAAGGUCAAUGAUGUGUAUAUUCGCAGGAGGCAAUCAUACCCAUUCGACGGAAGCCCCUCCCCACAACGGUCUUUCGAUGCGCAUACCUCACUGUGAACCUGCACCGAAUUCGGCAGUUAACUGAACUCCCGAUUAGUCAUUUAGCUGAUAACCUCAUUCAGUUCGUCUUUAUGAAUUUAUUAUCCCUUCAGUCCCAAUUCUAACUGACCAAACUUACAGAAAUUUUCAGUUCCACUUCAUUUUUUGUGAGAGAGCAUCCUGUGAGAUGCGAUCGUUGUGACAAGAGCUUUAUUUGCCUAACAUUUCCAAUCCACGCUUGAACCCAUCACCAUAGACAAUACCAUAUAUGUGAGCAUCCUUUAUCGAGCAGUUAGUUGCUUACAUUUUCACCAUUUCACCUUAAAGAAAGUCCUAUCUGUAAGCGCUGUGUUUUGAUGAUAUAAGCUUUCUUCAAGCCCGAAAUAUCUCAGGGCGGAAAAGAUAGUCGCUACCCCAUUUUCGAGCACAAGCUCCCCACCAGUAAUCGCCAGAAAAUCGAUGAAAGCUGUAGUGAAGUCACAUAAAGAUUCGGUUAGCUCUGGGAAAUUUCAUUAAACUUGGUUGAGUCACGACGAGGAAGGAGAGAGAAAAAAUGUCAAAUUAAAAGUCACAAUUUCAUUAAAAUAGACGCACAUGCACGCUACUGCGCAAAUAGCGAAUGCGAAAGGAUCUAGGACUGUGGAGGGGAGGAAGAAUUAAUGCAGUUAAAGUCUUGAAAAGGAAAAAAUCACAAAUGAGGACAAUCGUGCGCUGUUCAGCAACUGUUGCUGACCAUUACAUUUCAGACCUAGAAUAAAACAGCCUUCGAACACUGCCGUGAGAGCCACCGUCGACUCCACAGGUGUUCCUACUGGCAAGGGUGUGAUAAGUAAAUCCACUGGGAAAACUGGAGUUAACUAACACCCUAACGUCAACCGUUAUCAUGUAUGUCAUGGGUAGCUCUAACCCUUAGCUCGUAAGGCUUUAAGGAAAACUCGAACGCAACCGUAACCUUACCUCCAGCCCUUAAAACCCUAGCCCCGACUCCUAAGCCUAAAUCCCAACUCUAGCCACAACCCGGAACCCAGGUCACAAUCCAAGCCUGGAACGCCUAGUCCAAUGAAUAACUAUAACCGUAACUCUACCCCCACUUCUGAAAUAGAUACGGAAAACUUUGAGGUCAAUAACGCUAAUGAAGGUUAAAAUUCGCGUAUCUCAUAGCCCCGUCCGCAACCUAUCGCCAGGCGAACCGUUAUGAACCACAUUGCCGUUUGAUGUAACUCAAAGACAUAUUGCCACCCACUGAAACCUCAGCUAUUGUCUAUCAAAUACGCUGUAACGACGGAGACUGCAACUACACUGGGGACACCGGACGGAAAUUGCAGACCCGCCUACACGAACACAAACUGACAACUUGGAGACUAGACCCAAACUCACAGCCUGCGGCUCACAUCGGAGAAACUGGCCACAGUUUUGAAUUUCAAGGAGCAGCCGUCUUAGGCGGGGGCACCUCAAGGACAGAGCGUCUCAUAGUUGAGGCUUGGUGCUCAGAUGCCAACUCCAUCAACGGGCAUCUAGACCUUCCUGCGGCCUGUAGAAUCCUACGUCACUACGUACACUAUGAGCAGAAAAAGACGGUCACACGGUUAAGAAUGCCGGGAAAACACGGCCCGUCGACUAAUUCGCCCAACAGGGGGUCACAAACGUAACUAGCCCCAAAUGAAGUGGUGACACACAAUGCAGGAGGCCACCAAUAUCCACAAACGAUGGUAAGUGGGCCAAGGCAGCGAAAGAGGAGAAAGAUCGACCAGUCCAAGGCCAACUAACUCGGCCGUCUAUUCGAAAUUCUGAUUGAUUUUUGCACUAAACGCUUUGAUAAUGGGGAGUCGGCCGAGUUCUCUAAAAAGUCAACAGUACGAUUCCCUUGAUCUGGUGAGCACUUCACUUUUCUCAACUGAACCACAUCUACCUAAAUAACAUAAGAACGUAGAUUUUUGAACAAUCUCCCGUAGAGGUGGGGGGAGAGUUACAUACCCCACUCUCACCAUUCUUACCUAUGGGUGAGCGAGUUGGCUUUUCCGGACACUCCACUUCUUGGCCGGAAAUAGACUCCUUGAUGCGAUAAAUUUAUCUGAACUUGUAUAUCUAAUAUCAGACUGAAAUAAUUCUCUAAAUUCUCCGAUGUCGACUUGAGCCGUGGUUAAAUCUGGAGUACAGAGCACUUGUGCGGCCGAUUAGAUUAUGCGGUUAUGUAGUUUUUUGUCCCGUGGCGCUCGCACCCACUUGCGAAGGUCACGUCACCAGCAUCGAGACGGACUUCCCGCGAGUCUCCCCCUCCCACAUUGUGAAUUUGUUUAAGGAACAAUUCGAACACACAUCUGUUGCAGAUCUCGGAGAUUCCCCACUGUUUGGUGGCAUUAUGUCGGUGACAUUUUGCUAUUAACAGGGACCAAACUCCUAAGUGCGUUAAAGUCACUUUGUACAAGCAUACAAUUCGCGACGAGACUGUUUAAAUAACCUUUGUACCAAAUGCGGGUCAUAGUCUGCGUAAAUUUCGGAAUUAGUAUGGAGUAAGGUUAGCUUCCAGAACCCCAAACAUAAUCAGAAAGAGGUUCAGAUGGUCAAAUUUGCCGUAGAAACCAAUCAGAAGAGACAACACUAUACUUGCACCUAGUACGACAAAAUUCCCUUCCUUACUGCUUACUGGUAGGGCUGGCAAUGUACGCUCCUAUAAAUCAGACUUUAAACAUUUCUGCUUUCGUAUAGAAAGACUGAUUCGAUCAUGGCCGAGAAACACGACGAUCCGCGUCCAAUAAGACGGCUGAACGCGCACGCGCAGAGGCCCUUCGCCCCCCGCCUCCGCGCCACACAGUCUAGAUGAGUAAUCCUCUUCUCCGUUCUGAUUGGUAGGUUGUGGAUGGUACGCUGUGCGUGUGCAUGCGCCGGUCGCCGGAGGAGGCACGCGCUAGUCCGACGGAAGGAUGCCUCACUGCAUGCACACGCACGCACGCACCCCGCGUGCAACGACGACGACGGGCGUGAUGGGCCAGGCGCGAAGGCAGGCGGCCAGUCGUGCCCGUCUAGGUCGCCGCCUGAUGUCGACCUCCGCCAGCGGUGGGACGCGCCGUCUGGUCGGCCAGCGCAACCGCCUGACACGGCCUGACGAAGGCCACCGCGCAGACUGUGGUGGCUGGGCAGCCGUUGUGGUCCUUCUGCUGCAGGGCUGUUCCCCGCCGUCUAGACGGUGAAACGGCCGGUCAACCCUGGACGCAUGGUGUUUUUUGAUCGACAAGGAAGGCAAACCGCCCUCGCCCACGUUACGAGUCUGAAUACAAACCUAAGACUGCCUGACAUUUCAGAGAAUUUGCCGGAGAUAUCGCUUGCUACUACGAUUGCCCACAUCCUAGUUACAAGACCACACUCGUUUGACCCGAAGCUGUUAAGUCGAGUUAAAAUCCCAGCGAAAAGCCAAAAGGUACCCGGGAGUGUGUACACCUCGGUCCGGAUGGUUCCCUUUUUAUACCCGUCAAAAUGGGUCCUAUGUAUCCGUCGGAAGAUAGAUCGGAUAUGAACCUCUUUGGCAUGAGCAGAAAACAACAAACGGAAAAAUAUAGUAUUCGCAGCGGCCGUAGAAAAAGGCAGUAUUUGGCAGGAUGAUGUGGAGAAUACGGUUAGGGUAGGGAUGCUUAGUGAUUGGAGUCCGUCCUCGGAGUGGGGAGUCAUCGACGAAUUGAGGACCGUCUGCUGUCAUUCCGUGAUGCGGAAAUGUAGAGCUGGGGACAACUUGGAGGAGAGGGGACGGAACACGCGGAAUACCACGUGAUACCUUUGCGAAAGGCUUUCAACAGGAAGCUUCAGGCGGGGAGGAGGGCAAGGUAUUAAUAAUCAACACAGGCAAAAGUUGUUAUUACCCCUAUCUCCUGUAGGGGUUCUCGCCCAUCGAUUCAAACAGUGACUGAAAUCAACAGAGAAAGGGCGCUUACUGAUCGGAUUACGGGGCGUGCUCGUCCCGUUGUGCCUUGGAGCUCAGUGUUGGGCCCUGGCAGACAUUCGCAUAGCGACCAGAGAGGUGAGACUGAAGUGCUCAUGUCCGGUCUAUUGGUUGUCAUCAGCCGCCCAUACCCACUAAAUCUCUUCACGUCUCGCUAUGCCGAAAUCUUCCCAGUCAGGUAUUGGAUACUGUUUGAGCGAUGGCAAAAGGGAUAUUUACAAAUGGUUGCUAGUAGAUGUUCCGUAUUCAAACACUGUACCGCCGGAAAGCUGUCUGAGCUUAAACUCGUGAUUGCUGUUCAGUUGACGCGCCAAAAUAACUUUUUACGACUAUUUUAAUACCUACUGUCUGGUGUAGAAUUUUAAGACAAGUUGCACGCGUGUCGCAGGGGAAGAACGAAAAUAUGAGAUAAACAGAUUGCUCACUGGGACAGAACAGCCCUAGCCUACUUUUAAUAGCAUUUUAGUAGCGACAUAGCGCUGACUCUUCUUAAGAGAUAGCAAGUCAGUAGGCUGCAUUGGACAAAAUGACUGAGAGCGUGCUGAAAACUACAGUCAGGCUAGUCAGUCGUUGUUUCGCCCAUAUCUCCUCAGGCACGCUGCAUGAAUUGGGGAACGAAAAAUCGGGCUCAGUGCAAGUGAAGCCCACCUUUGAUGAGACAGCAUGAUUGAGAGCAGGGCAUUUCGUGACGACGGAUCGGUAAUGAUAGGCUACACUGACCAGCGCCUAGAAGCCGUGGAUUCGUAUUCUUCGAAGGGCAAACAACGGCCACUGGCCUAAUCGAGAUGCUCGCCAAAGCAGUAAGCUUGCGCCUGAACAAAUCUUUAAGUCAUUUGCAAAUAGCUCAUCACUAUGACGCUACACUUUCGAGUAAAACGAUGAAUGAUGAUCAUGCUGGAUAUUCCAUGCGUUACGUAUUGGUGGAGCGCCUGACCAUCGAACAACCAAGCCUAUCCCCUGACAGACUUUUCUGUUAUCCCUCAUUUCAUGCCUAAUUCAUAUCCGUUUUUUUGUUUCUCCACUCCUGGGCACAAAUUUCAGUUAUAAAAACUUAAUUAUAUUUUGCAAGCAUAUACAUCAGCACACGAUCCACCGUCCACCGACAGCUAUUUGGGGUCCUUCAUCCUACCGCUGCCGAGUUUUCCAGCGCAAAUUAAGUUGAAAGGUAAGAAGAUGGACUGAGGAGAUUCCCGAGCGGUAGUUAGCGGAAGGAAGAGUUGCAUGAAAAUGCGACUUGAUGGAGGUUAUUCCGGAACCCGAUGACAAAUAAGUGCAGGUCUAGAGUGUCAUCCCACUCCGCUUCUUUCUGUCUUCAGACUGGGGAACUCAUUCUCUCCAGGCACUAUUGUACGCAACUUACCGUGACCAGUCAUGUAGCUAAGGAUGAUAUCUGUGCGAAAUUCCUAAAGGAUCGCUUUCGAUACCUCUCAUUGUGAUCAGCGGCAAGUGAUACACUGCUAACUAGAUAACAAUCAAGUCAGUGCGUUUUGGGUUUCUCUUACCUCCUAUUUUAAAUAUGGUAUGUGGCGUAUCUCAUGAAGUAUUGGCCGAAAUCCUGAAAUGCGUUUUCAAUUAGAAGAGAUUACUUAGGUGGGUUAUAGUACUGAUUAUCGUGCCGCAGGGUCCUGACACAUUUCAUUUACGUCAGGAUGCCGGUUUUCAAAUGCGAUUCUUUCCAACCGCCUGGAAGCACCACAAUCACAAAAUGACCACUUGUGUAGUAUGAAAUAUUUCUCUUGAUUUUCGAUUUUCUCACAAAUUCCAAAAUAUUUGUGGAAAGCACACACGCAAAUAUCCUUCAUUGUACUCAUUCAGUAGUAAAAGAUAUCUCUUUAAAUUCUUCACUCAAAGAAAGGAUAGCUUUCGAUCUAAGGGGAUUUGGAAUUAGGAGGUUGUUUAAGGCCGUGAAAUGCCCAUCCAGAUGGUUUUGGAUCUGCUGCUUACUAAUGCGUCUUACAAUGUGAUCCAUAUGUAUUGCAAAAUGUUAUGAGUCCAUACAUACAUACUACACAUACUGUACAUACUGCAUUUUGGUAACCCUAAACACAGAUGUUAGAGAUCUGGUUUGAAAUUAAUCGUAAAUAAGACAAUUUUUCAACAACUUUAAAAUACCCUUUCCUCCAGUAUAAAAUUUGCCGGAGACGUAACCAGCCGCACGAGGAGGAUAUUUUCGUGCCUAUUUUUCCAUAAAAUAUGCUCGAAUUUGUAAGGACAACGAUAAAUCAACGGAGGAAAUUAAUAAUCAAUAGUCAUUUUUUCGCGAAUGUGAUUCUUGUGGACGAUCGGGAAGAAGCACAUUCACAAGCCGGCAUCCUGGCGUGACUGAAACUCCCCCGGAAUUGCCCUGAACGAUAAUUGGUAUUACAACCUCACCUAAGUAAUCACUUAUACUCGAAAAAAAAAAACAUUUCAGAAUUUCGAGUAAAAUUUCAUGAGAUGCACCACCAACUCAUCUCACCCAGUAUCUCAUCCUUCCGGUAUUCCAGCGCUGCUUUCUCGUCUAAUCUCUCUUGCUCUCCUUUUUGCAUAGUUAACCACAUGCUGUAUCGGUUUUUUUUAUCCAGGUGACGCCAACACUGGCUGGCACGUUUCAACGCGCAUGUGGCUUGCUGGUACGAUUUUAUCGAGGACAGGCCACAUCAUGCGCUACUGGCAACCCGACGCCCACGUUCUGUCUGAUGCACAUUUCGCCGUACUCUCCCUGCGGACGGAUGUGUAUCGAAAUUUCCCAAAGUCACUUCCCUGCCGGUUUUCUUGAAGGCUUUUUCUGGAGUUGAAAGAGGAAGUGGAAAGACCAGAUUUUCACAACUGCUGGCUUCCGAUGUACCGAUUGUUUGUGUUCGUUUCAGUUCAGACUAGCUCUGAGUUUUAAGAGUACAGGAUUCACUUCGAAACCUGGAGUUACAUCAGAGAGACCUAGUGGGAAAGACGCUGGGGCCUGACAUAUAAGUCGGACUUCAGGCAGAAAUUACGCUUUUCCGAGGUAGGAAUGGCCGACAACCCGAGGUAUCGCUGGCUUAAAGUCAGGAAAACUUUUGGUGAGACCAGACAGAGUGUGUAGAGGCGGACCUAGUAGGCAGUCGCGGCAGUUGUUCUUAUCAGACGUGCCCAACCGGUUGGGCUCGGCGCGAAGUUUGUACCUGCGACUACUCGAUGAGGACAAAGAUAUUGAUCGGCGUCAGGGUGUGGGCAAUCUGAAGACUGAGUCAGAAGCGCUCGCGCGUGCGCGCAGGCGGUGAUUGAUAGACGCGUUAGAGACAGACGGCAGGCCACAUGGGCAAGCGGCCGCUCCGACGUCUACGAGAGCGGACCGCCACAGCCUUACAGACCCGACUACGGGAACUGCCAUGCUACUGACGUGUUGCCUUGGAACGCCAGCCUAGAGUUCUCUCAGGUGGUCAUACAGUGAUAAUCCGUCGAUGACCUUGAACCACCGCGGACAUUGAGGGGCAGGCUAGAAUGCCCGUGCACUUUGGUCCUGCAGCAAGGUCCGUAGGGCGCCGCAUGCCAAUGACCUUGAAUGUUUCCGGUCGCAACGAACAGGACGUGCCCAUUGGCUUCAGGAACAGAGUGCUUGUUUUAAAUGUUCGACGACCAAGUAGACAUGUGAACAGCUGUCUAUAUAAUACUGACGUUUUUUUCUAACUGUGUCCAAGACUGUAAGUACUUGGGUCAUUAUGAAUAAUAAUGAGAGCACGUUUACUGAAUGACCGAAAGACAUAAGUUUGAAAGGCCUAAACGGCCAUAAACCAGGAAGGUAGUGGUAACAGGCACACUGAUGCUCUCUUGGGAAGAACGCUGUAUGAGACAUGCGGAGUAUAUGUGAUUAUGUGGCCCCAAAAGGAGACACACGAGAGAUGCGCUGGACCAACACUGGGCCACAUCGGACCCCAGCAGGCGUUAUCAAAAUGCACACUAAAACAAGUGUCAAAAUCUCGGGAGGUGCGAUGACAGACCCAGUUACUGGCUGACGCCGUGCACAUUGGGACCCUGCCGCUCCCCCCCCCCUUUGUUGUUUUUCAAAGUGCUCGUCAUUUGCUGUGUGGACCAGGGGAUGUGGAGCGGAGCGCCAAGGUGCGGGCUCGGUCGUGCCAUCCGCUUGCGCCCUCCCCCGCCUCCGGUCUUUUUGACUCUGUCUUGACACGGGGUCCAGGUGGGGGAGGAGGGAGAGGAGAGAGUGCGGUAGAUGCCGCGCAAGCCUACUACUAUAAACUAACUCACGCGCAAGUCCAUAUUCCUACUCUCACCUCGUUGUGGAGAAACGGUGGACAUAGUCGGGCACGGCGUUAGAGCUGUUGUAUAUGAUGAUGAUGAUGAUGAUGAUGAUGAUGAUGAUGAUGAUGAUGAUGAUGAUGAUGAUGAUGAUGAUGAUGAUGAUGAUGAUGAUGAUGAUGAUGAUGAUGAUGAUGCCAGGGCCCUUUAG
Molecule: messenger RNA, 8538 nt
Organism: Spirometra erinaceieuropaei
Lineage: Eukaryota; Metazoa; Platyhelminthes; Cestoda; Diphyllobothriidea; Diphyllobothriidae
Source: the annotation of a GenBank genome assembly